UCUCUACCUCCCUCUCUCUCUAUCUGCUGCUGACAGUCGUGUCUCUGUCCCGCGCGCGGCUAUAAAAGCUCAGUUUUUUCGGACAUCAUGUCUGUGUCACCGGACAAACGGCGAAAGAUGGAGUCUGCGCUGGAGCAGAUCAAGAAAUAUACGGUGGUCGUUGCAGACACGGGCGACUUUAACGCUAUUGAAGAGUACAAACCGCAGGAUGCCACCACCAAUCCUUCUCUAAUUCUGGCUGCAGCUAAAAUGCCCACCUACCAGCACCUUGUGGAGCAGGCCAUCAAAUAUGGCAUGGCUAAUGGCGGGAGUGAGGAAGAGCAGGUGACCAAUGCUAUGGACCAGCUGUUUGUGAACUUUGGUUUGGAAAUCUUAAAGAAGGUUCCUGGCCGUGUCUCCACUGAAGUCGAUGCGAGGCUUUCCUUUGAUAAAGAUGCAAUGGUAUCUCGUGCACGAAGACUAAUCUCUCUCUAUGAAGAGGCAGGUGUCAGUAAAGACCGUAUCCUCAUCAAACUCUCCUCAACGUGGGAGGGCAUUCAGGCUGGAAAGGAGUUGGAGGACAAACAUGGGAUCCAUUGCAACAUGACUCUGCUGUUUUCAUUCGCCCAGGCUGUUGCGUGUGCUGAGGCUAAUGUCACCCUCAUCUCCCCCUUCGUAGGGCGUAUCCUGGACUGGUAUAAAGAAAAUACAGACCGCAAAAACUACGAACCCCAUGAAGAUCCAGGUGUGGUGAGUGUCACCAAGAUCUACAACUAUUAUAAAAAAUUCAACUACCCAACGGUGGUGAUGGGCGCCUCCUUCAGGAACACAGGGGAAGUGAAGGCGCUGGCUGGCUGUGAUCUGCUCACCAUUUCUCCUGGGCUGCUGGGAGAGCUCAGCAAGGACCACAGUGCAGUGACGUGUUCCCUCACACCACAAGGAGCAAAGGAGUGUGAUCUGGAGCAGAUUCACCUGGAUGAGAAGAGCUUCCGCUGGCUGCACAAUGAGGACCGCAUGGCUGUGGAAAAACUCUCUGAUGGGAUCCGCAAAUUUGCUGCUGACGCAAUCAAACUCGAGACCAUGAUCAAGGAGAGGAUGUUUAAUGUGAAGAAUGGACAGUGAGACGGAGACAUGCAUUCGAGGACCAAACCCUUCAGUCCCACUCUGAUCAUCACCUCUGAUUGGCCGCUUUAGCUACACUCUGGGCAGAAGUUGUGACUGAAAGUCAGCCUGCAGUCUUGAGAAUGAAUACACCGUACUGUGUUUAUAAGCCAUUCACAUUUUACCUUUGACCCUAAAUGGAGUGCUCAGCUUAACCUAUAAACCCAAACUAACUCUCAGCAGACCAGAAGACUUUGUGCUUUUACUGUAGGACCAAUGGCUUUGAAGUUUACUGUAGCUUUAAUGUAGUUUGUAACCACUAGCUCAUUUCUAAAAAAAAAAAAAAAAAAAAUGACAAUGGGAAGUGCAUCAGUAUUAUCUAUCCAGCCACCCACAAGCUCUGAUGAUAAGAAAUGAUUGAUCUUGUAUCUGUCAUUAAAAACAUCUUUUGUCAGCAAAAGUGCUUCA
Labeo rohita (rohu) is the source of this 1548-nucleotide messenger RNA. RefSeq names its product transaldolase 1 (gene taldo1). The coding region runs from base 88 to 1101 and encodes 337 amino acids. Gene Ontology annotation, biological process: pentose-phosphate shunt; carbohydrate metabolic process; pentose-phosphate shunt, non-oxidative branch. The transcript has 8 exons. Gene Ontology annotation, molecular function: transaldolase activity. Gene Ontology annotation, cellular component: cytoplasm; intracellular anatomical structure. The record is from RefSeq and is a predicted model, not a curated record. NCBI's taxonomy places the organism in Eukaryota, Metazoa, Chordata, Actinopteri, Cypriniformes, Cyprinidae.